CUAUGCACUUGUGAUCAAAAUCUCCAGCAAGUUCUCCGAGAAAUCAUCGAAAACAUUACACCAUCAUCCUCGAAAGAUUUCUCCGAGUUGUUCUGUUUUUUGCCUGACUUAUAUUUAUUUACAAACAAACACGCAAUAUCUGCAUGCGCGAACAGUGAAAUAUUCAUAAUAAUGCAGAACUCAGUUAACAAAAAGGGCUAUGACAGAAUGGUGAAGAUAGAUUCGACAGAUGAAGAAUUAGAAUAUUCAUUUCGCAUAAGCAGCGUGACAAUUGAUAAUGCAAACGAUUUACAUCAUUCGCAUGAAGAUAUUGUUUCUCCGAUAUCAGUUGAUAAUCAUACGUCCUCUUCCUCGCCUCCGCCUGCGGUGCCUUCAUGGGACAAGUCAUUGGCCACGUCACCGAUAGCGAAAUCUCCGUGGUCAUCUCAUGUUGAGGAGCCUCAGGUGCAAGAAGAUAGUUAUAAGUACACGGGCCUUAUGGGGUCGCUUGUUCGCGAGGAAGGCCAUAUUUAUUCAUUGGCAGCGACAGGGGAUUUGUUGUACACGGGGUCUGACAGUAAGAACAUUCGGGUAUGGAAAAAUCAGAAGGAGUUCUCGGGGUUUAAAUCUAAUAGCGGACUGGUUAAGGCGAUUAUUAUUGCAGGUGAGAAGAUUUUCACGGGUCAUCAAGAUGGUAAAAUUCGUUUGUGGAGAGUCUCGUCUAAGAAUCCAAGUAUUCAUAAACGGGUGGGAUCUUUGCCAACAUUUAAAGCUGUGUUUAAAAGCUCCAUGAAUCCUAGUAGCUACAGGAGAAGCCGGAAUGUGAUAUGGCUUAAACAUUUUGAUGCCAUUUCGUGCCUAAGCUUAAAUGAAGAUAAAACACUAUUGUACUCGGCUUCUUGGGACAGAACAAUUAAAGUUUGGAGAGUUUCCAAUUCAAAAUGCUUAGAAUCUGUUAAUGCUCAUGAGGAUGCUGUCAAUUCGGUGGUUGCAGGCUUUGAUGGGCUCGUAUUUACAGGAUCAGCUGAUGGAACCGUUAAGGUAUGGCGUCGUGAGUUGCAAGGAAAAGGCACCAAGCAUUUUUUCUCACAGACAUUGUUGAAACAAGAAUGUGCUGUGACAGCAUUGGCUGUUGAUCCUCUUGCUUCAUACCUAUAUUGUGGAUCAUCAGACGGCGUUGUUAAUUUUUGGGAACGUGCUAGCUUUUUGUCACACGGGGGAGUACUAAGGGGGCAUAAGCUUGCAGUUCUGUGUUUAGCUUCAUCUAGUAACCUGAUAUUUAGCGGAUCAGCUGAUACAAAUAUAUGUGUCUGGAUUAGAGAUGGAGAAGGCAUUCAUACGUGUUUGUCGGUGUUGAGUGGUCAUACUGGACCAGUAAAAUGUUUGGCAGUUGAGGAUGAUAGAGAACAGCAAUUUGGUGGUGAUAGGCGGUGGGUUGUUUACAGUGGGAGUUUGGACAAGUCGGUGAAGAUCUGGAGGGUGUCCGCGAAUAUGGCUCCUAUACAAAACCCCCAGCAAAAAGAUCAACCACCAUUUGUUCCUUCUGUCCAACACUUCAGCAGACCCUGUCAGAAGAACUAGUUGGUAAGAAGACAAAAAGUUCAUUGCAGCAGCAACUGUAAGUAGUUUCAUCUGACAUGUCUAGAAGUUGUGAUUGUACAUUGUAAUUAUCUAC
Messenger RNA from Daucus carota subsp. sativus, 1654 nucleotides. RefSeq names its product protein JINGUBANG. The record is from RefSeq and is a predicted model, not a curated record. The transcript has a single exon. Bases 172 to 1560 code for a protein of 462 amino acids. Gene Ontology annotation, molecular function: protein binding. Lineage: Eukaryota; Viridiplantae; Streptophyta; Magnoliopsida; Apiales; Apiaceae.